This is a messenger RNA of Dromiciops gliroides (monito del monte), 901 nucleotides long. It is a transcript of the gene CELA2A, whose product is annotated as chymotrypsin like elastase 2A. The transcript has 8 exons. Bases 23 to 832 code for a protein of 269 amino acids. Lineage: Eukaryota; Metazoa; Chordata; Mammalia; Microbiotheria; Microbiotheriidae. Gene Ontology annotation, molecular function: serine-type endopeptidase activity. The record is from RefSeq and is a predicted model, not a curated record. Gene Ontology annotation, biological process: proteolysis.
GAAAUCUUAAAGGAAAGGUGCCAUGAUCAAGCUUCUGUUGGUCUCAGUGCUGGUGGCUGGAGUUCUAGGCUGUGGGGUCCCCACCUACCCACCCAACUUAAGCAGGGUAGUUGGAGGUGAAAAUGUGCUGCCCAACAGUUGGCCCUGGCAGGUCUCUCUUCAGUACGAUUACAAUGGUGUGUGGAGACAUACCUGUGGGGGAUCCCUAAUAGACAACAACUGGGUACUGACUGCUGCUCACUGCAUCAGCUCUUCUAGGACCUAUCGGGUGCUGCUUGGAAGACAAAGCCUGUCCACUGAUGAGGAAGGAUCUCUUGCUGUCCGGGUUACCAAACUGGUGGUCCAUGAGGACUGGAACCCUAACAAGCUUUCCAAUGGGAAUGACAUCGCCCUGCUCAAACUGGCCAGCUCUGUCUCUCUGACUGAUAAGAUUCAGCUGGGCUGCCUGCCUCCUGCAGGCACAAUCCUACCCAACAAUUUUGUCUGCUACGUCACAGGCUGGGGACGACUGCAAACCAAUGGAGCUCUCCCAGAUAUCUUACAGCAGGGUCGCUUACUAGUGGUAGAUUAUGCCACCUGCUCUCUCCCCACCUGGUGGGGCAGCUCCGUGAAAACCAACAUGGUGUGUGCGGGUGGUGAUGGAGUGAUCUCCAGUUGCAAUGGAGACUCUGGUGGCCCACUGAACUGCCAGGCAGCUGAUGGUCACUGGGAAGUACAUGGCAUCGUUAGCUUUGGCUCAUCGCUUGGCUGCAACUACUACCACAAACCUUCUGUAUUCACCCGGGUCUCCAACUACAAUGACUGGAUCAGUAACGUGAUAGCAACAAACUAAUCAGAGAAGCCUGGGAAAUGGGUCCAUUAUAAAGGAAAAAGGAAAUAAAAUGGACGUAAUGAGAAACAA